This is a messenger RNA of Tetrahymena thermophila SB210, 1155 nucleotides long. RefSeq lists its product as hypothetical. The transcript is spliced from 5 exons. The record is from RefSeq and is a predicted model, not a curated record. Lineage: Eukaryota; Ciliophora; Oligohymenophorea; Hymenostomatida; Tetrahymenidae.
ACAAAAUAUAGAAUGAAUUUUAAAGCUAAAAAAUAUGAACUUAUUUUAAAUAAAUAAUUUAUAAUUUAUAAUAUUUAUAAAAAUUAAUUUUAAAAAUAAUAUUAACAAGUUUCAAAUAAAAUCAAUAAAAUGGAAGGAAAUUUUUAGGCAACAUUACCAAUAAAAAAGUCAACCAUGGAAAAUUAAAAAAAAGGUAAAACUGGCGAUCAAAAAGAAACAUUUAAAGGUGAAAAUAUAGUGAAAAUUUUGGAUUCAACUUACUAAAAUAGAGGGAUUUUUCUACAAGAGUGUUUUUAAGGCUUCGAUGAUAAAGUAGAGGAUUUGAUGAGAGCAAUACUAAAAGUUUAAAGUGAUAUGUAGAAAUUGUUAGAAUAAAGCUUUAAAACAGAGUCAUAAGUAUCUUAAAAAAGUUCUUAAUUUAAAAAUAUGGUCGAACUUGUCUGCAUUGAUUUGAAAUUCAUAGCCUUGUAAGCAAAAAUAUUUGAAAACUAAAUGAAUGAGUAUUAAACGAGGUUAAAUAGCUGUAUUCAAAAUAACUUUGCAAAAGAAAAUAUUUAAACUGAAUAGCAUGAAAUUAGUUAUCUGAAUGAUAUAUAGAAAGCUAUUUUCGAUAAUUACUUUGACCCUUGCCCUCAAUAAAUUUAAGGUUCGAAUCCUGGAAGUGUUAAUAAUUGCUAAAAUAAUGAAGAAAAAUUUGAUGAUGAAAUACAUCUAAAUCUUAAAAAGUUGAGUUAGAUAAAUACUGAUUAAAUAUUUUAAGAGACUAUCACACCAAGUAGCAAUAUUAUAGUUCAGUAAAAUGAAUUUUAGACUAUCAAAUAAGCUAGAAUAAAAAAUGACUACUCAAAUUUAUUUGAAACACCUACAGAUUAAGGAGAUGCCGAAGAUGUUCGAGAUAAAAAUUUUAAAGAGGAAGAGGAAGAGAAGGAUGGUUAGUAAAAGAAUAUUAAUUCUAUUGAGUCAGAAAAGUUAAAAAGGUAAUUUAAGAAGAGGUAUACUGUUGAAUAAAAAAUAGAAAUUGUGAAAGAAAUUACAUCGAAAACAUUUUACCAGGAAAAAAAAAUAAUACCAAAGAACUUUUUGGCGAAGUAUUAAAUAUGCUACUAAACACUUCAAAACUGGAUUAAAAAAUAUUAUGAAAAGUAAAAUGAAUGA